AUGGCUGGGCUGCCCCGCAGGAUUAUCAAGGAAACCCAGUGUUUGCUGGCAGAACCAGUUCCUGGCAUUAAAGCAGAACCAGAUGAGAGCAACGCCCGUUAUUUUCAUGUGGUCAUUGCUGGCCCCCAGGAUUCCCCCUUUGAGGGAGGGACUUUUAAGCUUGAACUAUUCCUACCAGAAGAAUACUCGAUGGCAGCCCCUAAAGUACGUUUCAUGACCAAAAUUUAUCAUCCUAAUGUAGACAAGUUGGGAAGAAUAUGUUUAGAUAUUUUGAAAGAUAAGUGGUCCCCAGCACUGCAGAUCCGCACAGUUCUGCUAUCGAUCCAGGCUUUGUUAAGUGCUCCCAAUCCAGAUGAUCCAUUAGCAAAUGAUGUAGCGGAGCAGUGGAAGACCAACGAAGCCCAAGCCAUAGAAACAGCUAGAGCAUGGACUAGGCUAUAUGCCAUGAAUAAUAUAUAAAAUUGAUCUGAUCAUCAAGGGUGCAUCACUUCUCCUGUUCUGCCAAGACUUCUUCCUUUUUUGUUUGCAUUUAAUGGACACAGUCUUAGAAACAUUACAGAAUAAAAGCCCAGACAUCUUCAGUCCUUUGGUGAUUAAAUGCACAUUAGCAGAUCUA
This is a messenger RNA of Leptonychotes weddellii (Weddell seal), 616 nucleotides long. NCBI's taxonomy places the organism in Eukaryota, Metazoa, Chordata, Mammalia, Carnivora, Phocidae. The record is from RefSeq and is a predicted model, not a curated record.